AGGAGUUUUUUUUAAACUUUUUAACAAUUUCGUGAUUAAAAUAAAGGUGAUAAGAGCAUAUUCUCGGUCCUGGAAGGCCCAGCAAGGCCUGGAUUCAAUAACCGGAGGAAAAUCCUCACUGAAGAAGAAGCAGCCCUCGACAUCCCUUUCGAAUUAGCAUGGACUUGGUGGACAUCGAUAAGGUGCUGGAUGAUCUGGAAUUGAACGAGGACGAUGGCCGUACCAGCGGAGGAUUAAGCGGCGAACCAGCAACCCACAGAGAGCAAAUCAAACUUCGUGAUCCUGAACCGACGUUGGCGGCGACGGCGGCGGCAGUGCCCGCGACAGCAUCGAUUUCGAAACAGAAGGCCAAAGCGAACGUCGUGAACGUAGCGAAUGUGUUUUCCAGUCUGAACGACUACGUUAACGCCGGGGGAACGGAUCUAAGUAGUAAGGUCAGCGAAAAGCAGGAAUUGAGUAUACCGGCCGAUCGGAAACCACUGCUUACCCCACCGUCGAACUCGUCCGUCUCUUCCGAUUUGAAAACAUCUUCAAUCGCCGGAACCACCUCAUCGAUUGCCAACUCUCCGCAGACAGAAACAUCUCCCGCUUCAUCGCCCGAUUCAUCCGCUACAUCCUGUUCCUCGCGAGCGGUCUCAUCGUCACGUUCGUCCUCCCCACCGUCGUCUUCAUCGUCCUCCUCAGCCUCGACAAGCGAUGGUGAAGAACAGCCAGAAGGUGGUGCGGUUCAGGCCGCCCAGUCCGGGCCGGCGCAUGAGAAGUUACCGGAAGAGAUUUCCUCGUUGAGCGAGGAGAACUAUGUACUCGAUUCAUCUUCGAUCACGACGCUCGCGACUACGAAUGAAGGCGCACGAAAGGCAGGACCGCAGACCGAUCCUCAGGACACAUCCGCCUUUUCCUACAAAAACAGCCUCUACUCCGACACACUCAGUAACGAUGUGAUAAAUCUGGAAGGAAUCUCAUCCAUCUCCUCGAUCGUAGCUGUCGAUCUGACGCGCAGUGGGCUAGGCCAUGGGGCCGGUGCAGCAGCAGCUGCUGCUGCUGCCGGUGGCACAGGUGCAAUAGGCCGCGAUAAGCCGCUAGCCGAGACUGGUGGAGCUCCGGUGGCCAAAGAUGAAAUUGAAACCGAACCCAGAACAACGGAGGCCAACGAGAACGGUGGCAGUAAAGGGAAUGAGGAUGCGGCCGAACUAGCCAAACGCGCGGCCGUAGGAUUUGAAUCGACAAUGGACGAUGUCUCCGAUACCGAGCUGGAAAGCUAUCUGCAGGAGUUGGAAGAGUACGAUUUUCGCAGUGUGAACGCGGUGGAAACGUUGGCACCUCCUAAACCGGAACAGGCGGAGCUGCCGAGUCCGAUGGCCGACGAAGCAGCGGCGGUGAUCACGACGAAGAAACAGGAAGAUCCCGUGGAUGAAGCGAGUAUUGAUAGUCGCAGUGAAGAUUCGGAAAUCAGUCCAAGUUCGUCGCGUGGCGACAACGAGGAUGACUUGAUUUCUCAAGCUUCGACACUCGAGUUUAACGAUCUGGCAAUGGCUGCUGCAGCGGCAGCAUCUGCUGCAGCUGUUGCCGCGGCGAAUGUGGCCGGUUCUUCAGCGGAUCCGCACGAAGGUGCGCAACUAAGCACCGAUGUGGUUUCGGUUCCAGUCGAUACGGAGGAAGCCGGUGACUUUCCAUUGGAUGAAGAUGGAAGCGAAAUACGGUUUAUCGAUUGUACGGAGACGGAAUCGGAACGUCGUUCGAUUGGAGCCGAGGAUGAAGAAGCGAUACGGAGAGCAUCUCGUCCGGAACGACCCACAUCACUGGAGCUGGCCAAUGCGCUUACAUCCGCCGAGGGUGCAGCGACAGCUCCAGCAACUACCACCGAUCACGAACAAAUGAACAGGACCUCAUCUCCCGGACACACACCACCGUCAACUCACGGAAUCGAUACCGAUCUCGGGCUAACGUUGUCAUCCACCAGCUCCGAUGACUUUGUGGCUUCGCUAGGAACGACGGAACAUCAGCAGCUCCAAGCGGAACAGCAACUGCAAGAUGCCGAUUUCGCAUCACGAAUGGCCGCAGCCGAUCCAAUUCAAUCGCCCCUGACGAUAACGGCACCACCGACACUCGUGCCGCUACUCAGUGCCACUCAGGCCCAGUUGGGCAAAGUGCAGCCGUUCUGGGUACCGGACAAUGCCACCAAGUUCUGCAUGCAGUGCAAUCAAAAGUUCUCGGUGAUCAAACGUCGACAUCACUGCCGGGCCUGUGGUCAGCUGCUUUGUUCUGCCUGCUGCUGUCUGAAAGCGAAACUCGCAUAUCUUGGAGACGCCGAAGGACGUAUCUGCCAGGAGUGCGACGUGAUACUGAGCAUCCAGCAGCAGCAAGCACUAGAAGCAGGUCAGAUCGCUGGAAUCGAUGGUGCUGGUGGUAGUGGUGCGGCAGGCUUGGGUGCUGCAGGUGCCACAGGCCACAGGCAACCGAAUCCGAACAAUCCCAUGGAAUACUGUUCCGUAAUACCGCCGCUGCAACAGGCGGCGGCCACGAGCCAACCGCAAUCACCGAUCUCCGUAAUGGUACCGGUGGGUGUGCUGAAGCGUGCCGGAGGUCCACGCAACCUGCGCAAAGAUAAGAACGUCAUCUUUAGCGAUGGCAUUCGGCCUGGCUGUGAUCUGACGGAGCUCGAUCAGAACUGGGAUGCGGUGCCGGUGCGCACCGUCUCUCCGGAGCCACAGAACCGUAAAUCGAAUCGUGUGCAGACACCAACGGGAUCCGAGGACGGUGCGGUAGGGGCUGGCAGUGGGUCCGGCAGUACCAGCGGUAGCCCGUCCCUUAACAAAUCGCUCAUUCCACCGGAGGAUCAUAAACUGCCACCGGUUCUCAAGCGAAUUAGUCCCACGGAGAGCAAACUGGUGGACAUUGAUAAUGAUGCAUCGCUGGUCGAGGGUCUACGGGAGGUGAUGUUAACGUUUGCGGUGCAAAAGAACUUCCACGUGUACGUAACGAUCGUGGAGCUGUCCUGCUGCAUCAACCGAACGGUGAUCAAUUUCACCACUCGCGGUCUGCAGUACGUGGGUCAGGAUGAGGUGGUCAUUCUGCUCGAGCUCGGUGACUCGAAAACCCUACCAAAGGACAUCUUUGUGCAUCUGAACGAGCUGUACUGUGAGGCGGAUCGGGGCAAUAUUAUCACGGAACUGGGCUUCUCACCGGCACGUACCAACAACUUCCUGGGUUCGAAGAACCACGGAGGAUUUCUGUACGUCCGACCGACGUACCAGUGCAUGAAGGAGCUGAUCCUCCCGGAUGCACCGUACCUGAUCGGUGUUCUUAUCCAUCGCUGGGAGGUACCAUGGGCAAAGAUACUUCCGCUGCGGCUUAUGCUCCGUCUCGGUGCACUCUACCGUUACUAUCCGUCACCGCACGUAAGCGUACGGGAGCGCGAAUCGGUGUACGUGGAGAUCGCACAAACGAUCGUGAAUCUGCUGGCGGACUUUCGGCACUUUAGCUACACCAUUCCGACCGUACGCGGUAUGGUGAUCCACAUAGAGGAUCGCAAAACGCGGAUACUGAUACCACGGAACCGUUACGAGAAGAUAGUGAAGGUCGUCGAUGGCUCGAGCGAACAGUUGAUGGCGAUGGCGGGCAACUUUAGUAAGGUGGCCGAUGGGCAUCUCGUGUGCAUACAGAACACGGAAUCGGGAUGCCCGGAAGCGACACAGUAUUCGACGCAGGCGAUCAACAUCGAGGGCAAACCACGCAAGGUAACCGGGGCGAGCUUUCUCGUACUGAAUGGAUCGCUCAAGCCCAACUCGGGUCUGCUGGGGAAGUGUAAUAUCGUGGAGGAUGGUCUGAUGGUACUGAUACCGGCGGUUAAGCUUCAGCUCGUGAAGGAAGCGUUGAAGGAGAUGAAAGACUACCGGAUCGUGUGUGGAUCGAGCGAUGGAGACGAUAGCCAAAGUGAGGUAGUGUCGAUCGAGUGGACUUCAAAUGAUUUAAACUUUAACAUCGGUGUCACUUCACCGAUCGAUCGCAAACCGUUCGACGGUGUACCGAGCAUUCGGGUUAACCGGGGUACGGAUUACUCGAAUGCCAAUCACAUCAUUCGAUGGACGGAGGUGUUUAUCGUGAAGGGUGACGAAGAAUCGAAUCUACCGGGUGAUCCUAUCAAUAUGUCGAAACUCUCGGAAACGCUCGCCAAGACGGCCUGCAUUGCGUUGGUCGCGUUCCUCGAUCUGUUGGCAUCGAGCGGUCACAGUAAGAUCGGUCUAAGGGUCAGUGCGAAUCCUAAUGAGAUGUCAUUUCUGGCCGGCAGUGGAGGCAACAAGCUGGCACCACUCUACUCGAACGCUCUCGGGCAGGAAGUCAUCACAACGCUGAAGCAUCUUGUCACCGCCUUGCAGCUAGACCAGCACGAUAUAGUUAUCGAGCUGAUUUUCCACAUUCUUGACAAAUAGAGGACGAAUCGCGAAUAUCUCUUAACAAAACUAAACCUUCUAAAUGGCAUUCACACCAAAAACGAUCGCGAACGCAAGGCAAAGCGGAACAAAGGAAUCUGUCUGUUAAAAUUUGUUCGGUUAUUCCUAGUUGCCGUACAGUGGAGCCCGAUCGGAACAGGGUUUUGUUGGCGUCUGGUUUUGUUACGGGAAGGGUGUGAUAAGAGCGAGCGAGACAAGGUGCAUGGACAGGACAAGAGAGAGACUGCUGUUAAGAAACAGAAACCAAUUAACAAAAAUUGCUGGCCAGUACCGAGAGAGGCAGCUUUUAGGUUAUGAAUGAACGGGAUUGCUAAGCAACCCAUUUCCAUGGUGGCUUUGAGUAGUCGUGUUGAAUGAACGUACACACCAGAUCCAGCAUACCGUGAGUUAUAUAGGAGUUUAAAGAGUAUACAUAAAUAUAGAUAUACAUAUACAUAUACACCUACACAUAUUAUAUAUAUAUUUCUGACAUAUAUAUAUAGUUAAAAUUAUUAAAUUGUAAAGGGAGCUGGUGAUCGCACCUUUAUUAUGCCGCUAUGCAGUGGAUAGCACCGAAGGAUAUUUAUAUUUGGUUUGGAUGUUUUAACCUUUAGAAGAAGAGAAUAUGAAGCGGAAGCAGGCCGGUUCGGAAGCAAAUCUGCGUAUUGCUAUAGUAAGUUGAUAAGCCUCCCCUCCCCCAUAACAGUUGCAAAAUUACACAAGCGAAUAUACCUACGCAUACCCAAU
Messenger RNA from Anopheles darlingi, 5177 nucleotides. RefSeq names its product zinc finger FYVE domain-containing protein 9 (gene Sara). The record is from RefSeq and is a predicted model, not a curated record. Gene Ontology annotation, molecular function: metal ion binding. Gene Ontology annotation, cellular component: early endosome membrane. Lineage: Eukaryota; Metazoa; Arthropoda; Insecta; Diptera; Culicidae. Bases 159 to 4430 code for a protein of 1423 amino acids. The transcript is spliced from 5 exons. Gene Ontology annotation, biological process: endosomal transport.